Messenger RNA from Sorex araneus (European shrew), 2340 nucleotides. It is a transcript of the gene RNF24, whose product is annotated as ring finger protein 24. The record is from RefSeq and is a predicted model, not a curated record. Bases 164 to 610 code for a protein of 148 amino acids. The transcript has 6 exons. Gene Ontology annotation, molecular function: zinc ion binding; ubiquitin protein ligase activity. Lineage: Eukaryota; Metazoa; Chordata; Mammalia; Eulipotyphla; Soricidae. Gene Ontology annotation, cellular component: endomembrane system.
AAUGGUAAGAGCUGAGGCUGGAGCCUCAGUGGGUAGGGCGUUUGCCUUGCACACGGCCGACCCGGGUUCAAUUCCCAGCAUCCUGUAGAGUCCCGUGAGCACCACCAGGAGUAAUUCCUGAGUGCAGAGCCAGGAGUAACCCCUGUGCAUCACCAGUUCAUCCAUGAGCUCGGAUUUCCCACAUUACAACUUCAGGAUGCCUAACAUUGGAUUCCAGAAUUUGCCUCUCAACAUAUAUAUUGUGGUUUUUGGGACUGCUAUAUUUGUCUUCAUCCUUAGUUUACUCUUCUGUUGCUACUUGAUUAGGCUAAGACAUCAAGCCCACAAGGAAUUUUAUGCCUAUAAGCAGGUUAUAUUGAAAGACAAAGUAAAAGAGCUGAAUUUACAUGAGCUCUGUGCGGUGUGUCUGGAAGACUUCAAGCCUCGGGACGAGCUGGGGAUCUGCCCGUGUAAGCAUGCCUUCCACAGAAAGUGCCUUAUUAAGUGGCUGGAGGUGCGGAAAGUGUGUCCGCUCUGCAACAUGCCGGUGCUGCAGCUGGCCCAGCUGCACAGUAAGCAGGACCGCGGGCCCCCGCAGGGGCCGCUGCCCGGGGCCGAGAACAUUGUAUAGCGCGGCACAGCACCCAGCCAGGGCGGGGCUGCCGCCCGGCCGCCCCCCGCCACCCGGAGCCGGGAGGAACACAGGCGGCCUCGACACUGGCUGCUCUGCCCGAGGGCACCAGCUGCCACUUCCUUUGCCUCAUGAAGGACUCUUGGGCCCGCGACGCUGGGCACCCUGACUUCUGGGUCUUGGGACAGCCAAAGCACUCUGACACUACCCCAAUGCCAAGCGAAAAGGAGCUGAGGAGCCUUUGGGUUGGGCUCAGGAAACUUCCUGAGGGUCUUGGCUGAGACUCCGAGACACCCCGUCUCCCAGACACUUCUCUCCGUGGCCAGGUGAAUCUUUAGCCAGCAGCAGGGACGAGAAACACAAGUGCUAGAGAAGGGAGCUAGGGCAGGUCUGCACCUCCUUCCCCCCUCCCCACACCCCCCCACCCCCUACUCACACCCUCACCCCUGGGCGUCUCUGCAGCGCCGCCUGCCUUUGCCCCGUGCGUGACCUGGGCAGGCAGCAGAGGCAGCGGCGACACUGGCCGGGGCUGAAGCAUGACCAGCGGCCAGCGCCUGGGGAGGUGCUGCCAGCAAAUAUUUUCACAUUAUGUUCCUUCGAUAAGGCCAUCUGGGAACCCCGGGCGGGGGGGGGUGACUGAGACGAAGCCGGGCCCCUCACCGCCCCCAGUCUCCCUCGGGUCCACACCACUUAGCACAUCAUCUGAGCUGGGAGAGGCCUGCCCAGAGCCCGGUACCUUGCUCCUCUCCGACCCACCCCGCCCAGAGAGCCCCCACCUCGGGCUGUGAGCCCAGGUUGUCCCUGUGUGACCCAAAGGGUCCCAGGGGGCUGCCCACACCCCUCAGAUGCAGCAUAGUCCCAGCGUAGCUGCCGGACCCCCACGCCUCCGUCAGUCCUGUGAGGGGUCCGAGAGAGAGAGAAAGAGGAGCGUCCCUGAGAGUGGCCGAGCCUCCUGUCACCACGGAGACGUGAAGAGGGGUGCUGACCCCUGGCCUCUCCUCCCUGCCCUGUUCUCCGCCUGAGAGAAAAGGCCUGUCACCCACUUCUGAACAAUCUCACGCAGCCCAAAUAAGGCGGGUCCCUGUGUCGUUGUGAAGCUGGGAUCCACGUGUAAAUAGCGCGGGCGGCUCCCUCGGGCCGAGCGCUCGCCCCUGUGCCGCGGGCCUCCGUGUUCGGACCUGUGAGAAGCGAUCGCAAGUGUCUUUUGCAGGAGCAAAGUGCAUGCUGCUCUUUGGCUCUCUCUGUCCCAACCUCUCCAGAAACGACUCAGAGUCCGUCAGGACUCGUGAAUAGUGUUAUAAACGGGCGCCCUCGGAGCAGCACCGGGGCCUCUUCCCCCCACAGCCCUGCCACCCACCGCCAGCUCUGCCUCAGCCCUGCCCACACACUGAGGGAUGCCUGCACUCUUCACGGCAGGGGGCCAGUUUUUUUUUUUCUGGACCCCCACCUCCACCUUAACUCGGGAGAGGAAACCUGCCUUUGGCUCAGGUGGCUGGGUCCGGAGGAGGAAAAUUCCCACUAGUCUGGAAUCCAGUUGGCUGGGCGGAAUCCAGUCUGGAAAGUUACAGAUGCAGUUUGGUCCGAGUUGGCCGUUUCCCACAGGUGCCCUCCCCGCGGUAUGCAGACUGGACUCCAGCUGAAACAGGGCUGGGGAGGUGUGGAAUAUUUUUCUGUGAAAGCCUUAGUCUGUGUGGUACUGUGAAAAGAACCAUUUGUACACUCCUCCUUUC